This is a messenger RNA of Pogona vitticeps (central bearded dragon), 3321 nucleotides long. NCBI's taxonomy places the organism in Eukaryota, Metazoa, Chordata, Lepidosauria, Squamata, Agamidae. The record is from RefSeq and is a predicted model, not a curated record.
AUGUUCACACUUGUGCUGAGGCAGGUCAAAGUGGAGUUUGCAGACUGCAAAGGAGAGUCGGCGCCUCUGUACAGCACGCAGGACGAACACUUUCGGGUGCUGGCCGACGGGACUGUGCUGGUGCGGCACCACACGCAGCUGCGUGGGCCCGAAAGGACUUUUGCCGUGAAUGCCUGGGAUUCCUCGGGGGCCAAAUCCUCCACCUUGGUUACCCUGCAAAACAAAGGCCAUCCUUCUUCACAGGAAGAGUCCGGCCGAGCGGAGGUGCUGCAGUUCCCCUUGGUGAAGCCCGGUCUGAAGAGGCAGAAGAGGGACUGGGUUAUUCCUCCCAUAAGAGUGCCUGAAAAUGAACGAGGUCCCUUCCCAAAGAAGCUUGUUCAGAUUAAAUCCAACCGGGAUAAAGAAACCAAGAUUUUCUACAGCAUAACUGGGCAAGGAGCGGAUACCUUUCCGGAGGGGGUCUUCAUCAUUGAGAAGGAGACCGGUUGGAUGAAGGUGACGCAGCCGCUGGACAGAGAAAACAUAGACAAAUACCAUCUUUUAUCCCAUGCCGUGUCUGAGAAUGGCAAGUCCGUGGAGGAACCGAUGGAAAUCAUUGUCACAGUGACAGAUCAAAAUGACAACAAGCCUCAGUUCACCCAGGAAGUCUUCAGAGGAUCUGUCCUGGAAGGAGCAACCCCUGGGACAUCCGUGAUGCAGGUCUCGGCCACCGACGCCGACGAUGCCAUAGAAACCUACAACGGGGUCGUCGCUUACUCCAUCGUGAGCCAAGUUCCAGAGGAGCCCCACAAGCAGAUGUUUGCCAUCAACCGGGCGACAGGAGCCAUCAGCGUGAUUGCCAGCGGUUUAGACCGAGAGAGAGUGAAAGAGUAUAUACUAACCCUGCAAGCGGCCGACUUGGAUGGCGAAGGGUUAACCAACAGCGCAACGGCCAUAAUAGAAAUCGCAGACGUGAAUGACAAUGCACCAGAAUUCAAGCAACAAAUGUACUCAGCCGAGGUACCGGAGAACGAAGCGGGUUUGGAAGUCGUCAGGCUGGCGGUCACGGACAAAGACGAGGUUGGGACGCCCGCUUGGCGGGCCAAGUACACCCUUGUGCAAGGCAACGAGGGUGGUUUCUUCACCAUUGUGACAGAUCCAGAGACCAAUGAAGGCGUGCUGAAAACAGCAAAGAGCUUGGACUUUGAAGUGAGGAAGCAGUUCACGCUGCAAGUAGCCGUCACCAACGAGGUCCCCUUUGUGGUCAAGCUCCCAACAUCCACGGCCACCGUCACCAUCAACGUCAAGGAUGUGAACGAAGCCCCCAUUUUUGUACCCCCAGUCUUGAAAGCCCAAGUCUCUGAGGACAUCCCAGUCGGGCAGAAGAUCACAUCAUUCACAGCUCAGGAUCCAGACAGGAUGCAGCCCCAGAGGAUUCGGUAUUCUAUAGGAAACGACCCGGCUGGGUGGCUGCACAUCCACCCGGAAAACGGCAUCAUCACAGCCCGCAGCCCUUUGGACCGGGAGUCCCCAGCUGUCCAGAAUGACACCUACAGAGCCAUUGUGCUGGCUGUGGAUGAUGGAAACCCCCCAGCUACCGGCACCGGCACUCUCCUGCUGACUCUGCUGGAUGUCAACGAUAACGGGCCUGAACCUGACCGGUGGAGGAUCACCGUCUGCAACACCAACCCUGCCCCCCAGUAUUUGCAGAUCCUGGACAGGGACCUCCCUCCCAACACUGGCCCGUUCCGUGCCGAGCUUGCCCACGACUCGGAUGAAAACUGGGCUGUAGAAAUGGACAGCAAAGGGGAAACGGCGAUUUUGAAACUGUUGAAACCCUUGAAGCAAGAGACGUAUGACGUUUACCUCCAACUCUUUGACAACCAGAACAAGGCUCAGUUGACGGUGCUCAAGGCCACCGUCUGCGAAUGCGAGGGGCCGGUCGAGCAUUGUCCGCCUGAACAGAAUCUUGGCGUCGGGGCCCCCGUCAUCUUGUCCAUCCUGGGAGCCAUCUUGGCCCUGUUGCUCCUGCUGCUGCUCCUGCUGCUCUUCGUGAGGAGGAGGAAGGUGGUGAAGGAGCCGCUGCUGCUUCCCGAAGAAGACACCCGGGACAACAUUUUCUACUACGGAGAAGAGGGCGGUGGGGAGGAAGACCAGAUUGUGGUUUUUAGCUGCGUUUGGGUUUUUAAACAACACCACCCAUUAUGCAAGCAGGCUCGGAAUCCGUCUUGGGAUCCAGACAGGAGGAAGGAAGGAAGGAAGGGCGUGCUCGUUGUCAACCUGACCCUUUCUCUCCCCCUCCCCAAGAACCUGAAGGCGGCCGACACGGACCCCACCGCACCCCCCUAUGACUCCUUGCUGGUGUUUGACUACGAGGGCAGCGGCUCGGAAGCCGGCUCCCUCAGCUCCAUCGACUCGUCCAGCUCCGACCGGGAUCAGGACUACGACUACCUCAAUGACUGGGGCAGCCGCUUCAAGAAGCUGGCCGACCUGUACGGAGGUGGCGAGGAAGAAGAAGGGGAGGACUAAGGAGAGGGGGGGGUUGGAGGAGGAGAGGAAGGCUCCCCGGGUCCUCUUCCUCUUCCCUGGCAAGUUUCCUCUCGUACCACCUGCUGUCUGGUCUGCCAAACUGGGUGGCAUCUCGUCAGUGGGUCCUCAGUGGCCUUGGGGCUUUGGAGAGGCCCCUCCAUGGAUGCCUUUGAGAAGGAGGCCCUGGACCACCACUACCCCCCGGGGCUGCCUGUGUGCCGAUCCGCCUGGGAAAGGCUUCUGAGCCCAACGCGUGGCCAUUUCUCUCUCCCAACCCCCUCUGAACUGUCUGUGACGGGUGCCUCGAGAUGAAGGUGCUGUCCCGUUGCUGAGGAAUCCGAGGCACACGCCCCCCCCAGUUCCACAUGCCGGGGGGGGGCAGAAGAUGCCCAGUGCUUGCUGCUGAAGCUGGCCUGCAUCGGAAGACUUCACGGAAGAAGCAAGGAUGGACUUGUUAUUGUGUGUGUGUGUGUGUUUGUGUGCCAGUAGGGGAGGGAGAAGCAGGACCAAGGACUUGUCCUGAGAGGUGUGUGUCUUGUGGUAGAACCAACCUGCCCCAGGCGCUUCCUGCCAGCCAACUGGCCAGCCUGCCCUUCUCCUGGCGAGGCUUCACAAGCGCUGCCCAACCCUCCUCCUGGAAACUCUUAGCUGCCUUUUUUUUAAAAAAGAAAGAUAUGCAUAUCCUAAGUGUUCUUAGCCGAGUUGGAGUUUUUUGUACUACGUAUGAGCUAGUCUCUGUGAUGAGCUGAAAGGAUUUGAAGAAUCAGGGUGUAAAGUUUUAAUAAAGGAUUUUCUGUUUUUUUUUCUUUUUAA